Candidozyma pseudohaemuli is the source of this 642-nucleotide messenger RNA. RefSeq lists its product as uncharacterized. Lineage: Eukaryota; Fungi; Ascomycota; Pichiomycetes; Serinales; Metschnikowiaceae. The coding region runs from base 1 to 642 and encodes 213 amino acids. The record is from RefSeq and is a predicted model, not a curated record. The transcript has a single exon.
AUGAGCAGACUUUCUACGUUCUUCCGCCUUUCCACCAACAUAAAUGCCAUGAAGGCAGCCGAGCAAAAGCGCAAGGGAUUCGUCCUCAGCAUUUUCAGAAGAAUUGCUUCAUUUCCUGAAAACUUGGAGAAUUGGCUACUUGGGCCACUCUACCUUUUGCUGCGUUCCGAAACAUCAACGAAGCCUCCGCUUCCAACUGCAACACAAUUACCUUCUGUUCAAUUGGACAAGCAGUCAGACAGUUCAAGCAACGACGAGUUUUUCGAUUGUGAAAGCCCCAAGCAAACAAACUCUUUUUUGGAGUUUUCAGCCUCGAAGCUUCCAGACCAGAAGUCACCUGAAAGGACUGACCAGAAUUCGCUAGAAAGUACCGCUACAGAAGAAGCAACAAGCACCAGCGUAAACCAGAAUUUCCUAAUUGAAAAUGAAGAUUUUUUGGAAUCCGGUGAGUGGCAGAUCGUACGGUCACGCAAGAAGAAGACUUGCAAGGAUAUCACAAAGGCUAGUGCUCCACCAUCCAUUCCUGGCAGUUUGAAGGAUUUGAGAAGACUGGAUCACCACGUUGUAGGGAAGUCCAAGGAGCCCAUUCACGACAACAGCAAGCUCACGCAGGAGAACAUCUUCAAGUAUCUUCUGGUUUAA